GAGGUUUGCGUGUUCUCCCUGUGUCAACACUGGUCCCUGUUUUAUAUCUGUCAAUUUCCCUGUUCGGCCAGCUGAUGUCACUGGUCAUCCCGUUCUGUGUUCCCCUUGUUUCCCUUAGUUAGCACACUAAUGUGUUUCUCGUCUCCCAGAGACGCAGCAUGGCUGAAUGGGCUGAACAUGCAGCUAAAGGUCAAGCUCCCCUACUGCCCAUUAUUGAGAAAGGCGUGACAGAGGAAGGGCUGUCUGCAAGCUGAAGAGCCUGCCAGAGCCUGGCUGCUGGCAUGUGAAAGAAGGGACCAUGCAUGCAGGACGAGCAGAUGAGAAGCAGCCGGUGACCCCCCCUCCUGUGGCACCUCGCAAUCCAGCAGCCUUCAGAAUGCUUCGGCCAGGGUCCCACGGCCCCCCAGCCUCCCCUGGAUACAGAGUAAAUGGAUUUGGGCGUGAGACCAGCUUCAUGUCCACCACCCAGGCAGAGAGGGAAGUGAAAAUCCUGAACCACUGCAUCGACGACAUUGAGCGCUUCAUGGGAAUACUGCAGCAAGUGGCAGAGGCUUCUAGUGUGCAGAGGAGGAGGAAGUCCAAGAAGAAGGGCCAAGCAGAUGACCUGAUAUCACGGAAAGCCAUCCCCCCAAAGAAGGAAGAGUUUAUCGACAUCUUCCAGAAGAUCAAAUACAGCUUCUGUUUAUUGGCGCGUCUCAAGUCCUUCAUCUCUAACCCCAGUGCUGAAGAGCUACUGCAUCACGUCUUCGUACCUUUGGACCUGAUGGUGAACACCACUCAGGGACCGGCUUUGGGAGCCGGAGUGGCCAGUCCCACCCUAACAGGGGGUGCCAUAGCUCUGCUGGAGGAGCAUCUGACAGACAAGGAGCGGCAGCUAUGGGUGGCCCUGGGACCCAAAUGGACGCUUCCCCGGUCGCAGCUCGGCGAGGCCACCUCCUCCUACACCCCUCUCUUCCUGGAUGGAUGGACACCUGAGCCCUUUGACCCGGAAGGACAACCUUGGGGUGACCCGAUUGAACUGCAACACAAACAAGAGGAUCUGAAGGACAGGAUUAAACAUUCCUCCAGUUUGCUCAUGGGGCCUCCCACCUCCCCAGGCAACGCUGAAACCCCCAUCCCAGAAGGAGAGGUGUAUAUUUGCAGCUAUGACUUUGUGGCUCGGAACAGCAAUGAGCUGUCUGUAUUACAUGGAGAGAAAUUGGAGGUAAUUGAGUCAUCAAAGCGCUGGUGGAAAUGUCGUAAUGGCUAUGGUCAGAUCGGCUUUGUGCCCUUUAACAUCCUGGAGCCUGCCUCUGCUUUGGAGGACACACACAAGCAGGCGCCUGUGCUCAGCCCGAAGACCAAGAAUGCUCCUCAUUCCCAGGCACCGAACAGGCACUUCUCCUACAUCCCCAGCAGCCACUCCGAAUCACCCGAUCUGCAGCCCCACUCCCCCCGCCCCUACAGCCAACCUUUAGAGAGUGACAAAGUGUUCGUAAUGAAUGCUGAGCUCCAGGAGAAGCUGGCCAGAAGGCGGUCCCUUCAAGCACUGGCCUCCCCCAACACUCAGGAGACACAGCAGGCUCCAGGGCUGGAGAAAAUGAAGGAGAAGCAGAAAGUGAAAAAUGUAACGGCAGAGGCCUUCUGAUGCUACACACUGGCAGAAUAUGCCACUGACAUGCUGGCCAUCAGAAAAUGACACUGAUAUACUGGCUGACAGAAAAUGACACUGACACACUCCCUGAGAAAAUGGACACUGACAAAAUGGCCACCAGAAAGGGACACUGACACAUUGGUUGGCAGAGCAGGAAACUGACAUGCUAGCCAUCAGUGAGGGACACUAACACACUGGCCAUCAGAGCAGGACACGGACACACUGACAGGCGGAAAAGGACAUUGGCACACUGGCCAUCAGAAAAAGACACUGACAUACUGGGAGGCAGAAAAAGAGCACUGACACAUCAGCCAUCAGAAAAGGACACUGACACUCUGGCCAUCAGAAAAGGACACUAAUACACUAGCAGGCAGAUAAGAACAUGGACACACUGACAGGCAGAAAAGGACACUGACACACUGGCAGGCAGAUAAGAACAUGAACACACUGACAGGCAGAAAAGAACACUGGCACACUGGCAGGCAGAUAAGAACAUGGACACACUGACAGGCAGAAAAGGACACUGACACACUGGCAGGCAGAUAAGAACAUGGACACACUGACAGGCAGAAAAGGACACUGACACACUGGCAGGCAGAUAUGAACAUGGACACACUGACAGGCAGGAAAGGACACUGACACACUGACAGGCAGGAAAGGACACUGACACACUGGCAGGCAGAUAAGAACAUGGACACACUGACAGGCAGAAAAGGACACUGACAUAAUGGGAGGCAGAAAAAGAGUACUGACACAUCGAUCAUCAAUGAAUGACACUGACACUCUGGCAGGCAGAAAAGGACACUGACACACUGGCAGGCAGAAAAAGACACUGACAUAAUGGGAGGCAGAAAAAGAGUACUGACACAUCGAUCAUCAAUGAAUGACACUGACACUCUGGCAGGCAGAAAAGGACACUGACACACUGGCAGGCAGAAAAGGACAUUGACACACUGAUAACACAGAAAAGGAUAUUGGUACCCUUAUAACAGAAAAAUAUACUGAGAUUCAGCCACUGUGGCAUUAUGAUUCCAGCAUUAACAAACACAAACAUUGAUGCAUGAAGACUAACACAUGAAGACUAACACACAAAUACUAACAUUCUAACAAAUAGCAUAAUGAUUAUUGGCUACAGUAUCAACACAUACACUAAUCAUUCAUGUUAUACUCACCUGAGUAGUAGUUAUUUAGUACCUGUAUUAAAUCUGAUGUGAUAUUUUUCCAAGUUAUUUAAAUUAAUUAAAUUUAAAGUAUUACAUUAUGUUCUGAUUGCAUGCUUAUCUUCUGAAUGAAUAUUUAAAUAUUACUGCACAGAAUGGUAUGUUGUCUCUGUUUUGAUAAUUAGACACUACAUACUACUGAUAUAAUGACUGGAUCUUAAGUCUCCUAAUUGCUGAUGCAGAGGUGUUUUUAGGAAGAUGAUCCUGCCUCCCUUUAAAGCCGGCGUUGUAUUAAUUGACUAUGGUGACAUAAUGUUCUGUAAUAGACACUUCUCCUUCUAAAGCAAGAAUUCACGAACACACACAAAAAGACCUCUGCUGGCCAACCUGUUUGCUUCCCUUUGCAUUCUACUUUGUCACACCUGUUCCUCAUCAUUAUUAUAUAUCAGUACCCUAGUUCUGAUCCUAGUUCAGUCAUUGUUAAUGAGUCCCUGUGGUGAUCUGUGUUCUACAUCACUCUGUUCCCCUUAGUGUUCAGUUGUGACUCCCCCCACAGUCCCUUAAAUUUCUAUUGCUUUGUUCUUUACUUUGUAAGAAACCUACUUAGUCCCCCCCCCCCCCCAAAGCUGAAUAUGGCUUGUUCUUCAUUUCUAUACGUGACAUCGAGAUAGAGCAGAGGUGAAUAUGCAGCCUCUACAUAUGCCUUCCACCUUAGAGGUAAGGAGCACACACAGAUUGCAGUGCAACCCUCCACAUGACAAACCACUUCAGACUGAAGAAAAUUGUGCUAAUUGAAAAGCAAAUAUCAAAAACUCAAUCCGCAGGAAUGUUUUUCAGAAGAUUUCUGUGGGCUUUUGGAAAUUUCACGAAAUUCCAUCGCUCGAUUACGUAAACACUGAGUGAGAUUUCAUUCCCAUUACUGCAACGUAUGAAGAGGAUUAUGACUUAUUACUUUAGGUUAUCGGACUGAGUGAGUUUUGGAAAUUUGCUCUUCAAUCGAUAACUGAAGCAGUGCUGUGAAUGCAGAGGUUAUAUACGUCGCAUAUCAACAGAACUGUAUGUUUAUGUCUUGUCUUAAUUAUUUUGAUUAAAUGUCUGACUAUUCCCAAUAUGUUUGAACAUACUUGGCCAAAUAAAGCUGAUUCUGAUUCAGUCA
This is a messenger RNA of Brienomyrus brachyistius, 3949 nucleotides long. RefSeq names its product eps8 like 1a (gene eps8l1a). Gene Ontology annotation, biological process: Rho protein signal transduction; positive regulation of ruffle assembly; regulation of Rho protein signal transduction. Gene Ontology annotation, cellular component: ruffle membrane; plasma membrane; vesicle. The transcript is spliced from 15 exons. The coding region runs from base 299 to 1627 and encodes 442 amino acids. Gene Ontology annotation, molecular function: actin binding. Lineage: Eukaryota; Metazoa; Chordata; Actinopteri; Osteoglossiformes; Mormyridae. The record is from RefSeq and is a predicted model, not a curated record.